UUCGCUGGGCAAAAACUACAACGCCCAUGGUGCAUCACUCAUCGGAGCUUGUGCGGGACGGCUAAGAAAACCGAACCCAGUGUUUUCAGAAAACGAAAGAAACGAGACGAAAAUGCCCCCAAAUAAGGCUGUUAUUGUACCCGGGAACGGCGCUGGGGAUGUGGAACACUGCAACUGGUACGGCUGGGUGAAAAAAGAGCUGAAUAAGAUUCCAGACAUGUCGUGUUUGCUUAGAAACAUGCCUGAUCCCAUCACAGCCCGGGAGAGCGUGUGGCUGCCCUUCAUGGAGCAGGAGCUGCAGUGCGACCAGGACACGGUGAUCAUCGGACACAGCUCUGGGGCUGCGGCCGCCAUGAGGUACGCAGAGACACACAAGGUGUAUGCUCUUGUGCUGGUGGGCGCCUACACCUCGGACCUGGGUGAUGAAAACGAGCAGGAGAGUGGCUACUUCAACCGUCCCUGGCUGUGGGAGGAGAUCAAGGCCAACUGCAGGCACAUCGUGCAGUUCGGCUCCGCCGAUGACCCCUUCCUCCCCUGGAGCGAGCAGCAGGCUGUGGCGGACGGGCUGGGCUCGCAGCUGCACAAGUACUCUGACCGCGGGCACUUCCAGAGCUUGCACUUCCCGGAGCUCGUCAGCGCCAUUCUCAGCAUCCAUGUGGGAGUGUGAGGAGGAGGAGCCCCCCGGCAAGCACAGCUCGCUCUCGGAGUCCUGCUCUCACCCAGCAAACCGAGCCUUCACAACCUCGACUUGUACCGCCCCGGAGCAAAUGGGAAAAAGACUCGGAAAUAGUUUGGCAAUGUAGGACAUUGAGCCCAGGACUGGUGCCUCUUAGCGAGUCAGUUCAACACCAAACCUCACACAGAAAUGACAAACUGAGACAGAUAUACAGGUUCGUUAUAUACACAUUUAUUUAUACUAAAGGUGCUUGUGUUUCGCCAUUCACAUGACAGGACUUUACCAUUUAAAAGGCUGCCCUGCAUCGUGAUGCAGAAACUCUUAAUUUCUGUUAAACACUCUGGUCUUUCCUGUACAGCUGAUGUAUUAAAAUAUCUAGAAUCCAUCAAAAAAUAAAACAACCUUACAACACAA
Molecule: messenger RNA, 1090 nt
Organism: Lepisosteus oculatus (spotted gar)
Lineage: Eukaryota; Metazoa; Chordata; Actinopteri; Semionotiformes; Lepisosteidae
Gene: rbbp9
Product: retinoblastoma binding protein 9
Molecular function (GO): hydrolase activity
Source: RefSeq, a predicted model, not a curated record